AUGGCCUGUAAGACCAACAAAGUUAAGCGUCGGAACUUGUAUAUGGUGCUCGCUAUCGUUGUUGUACUGACAUUGCUCAGCAAUAGUCGACAAACUAUGGCAAGGAUGAUCGUCGCUGGUUCUUCUGCUUCGCAGCAUCCACUGAGAGACGCGCGAGUGAAACGGCAGUUGCGGUUGAAUUCGAAUAUGAAGGAGGAAAUUCACGGCGGCGGCGACGACGACGAAGAGAGGUUUGAUUUAAACCAUUCUCCGAUUGAAAACGUGAUUGCAUCCUUGAAAGCUGCCGAUGCGCUUGAGCCCAAGCUAGUAGGCACGCUCAAGGAUGCCAAUUUUCAGGAGUGGGCCAUGCAUAUGGAUGAAGCGUACCAGAGACACCGUCGGUACGCCGGAGAAGAAAUCGGAAAAGAAGAAGAAAACGAGCUAGUGCUCUUUAUGCUGAGGAAGGACUUUGCCGACGACGAAGGUCUGAAGGAUUGGCUUGCUGCAGCUCAAGCUAACAAGGGAAAGGAACGUGCCACAGCUUUGGCAAGGAUACUUGAGGAAAAAAUAAGGCCUAUGGAGAACGACAGCGAAGUACCAACGACAGUGAGAACUGACGAGGAGCUUGAGUCUGGCAUGGACAAGUUUGACGAAAACAUGGAAGGCCUGUUGGACAGCGCCGUUUUCAAAAUCCCAGUGUGGGAUACUUGGGUCUCGUAUCUAGUGUAUUUCCACGUCGCAGAAAACAUUGGAGAAGAAGAAAAAUAUUCGCUAGUACUCUCAGAGCUGAACGUGACCGAUGACUUGUUGGACAACUCGUUGCAUGCAGUGAAGACUCCCAAGGGUCUGGAUCGUGCCAUAGCAUUGGCGGCGGCGCGCCAGCGUGAGGAAUCGGAACGCAUGCGUACACAAAAGAGACCUGGUGGGAACGACGGCGAAGCACCAGCGACAAAGCUUCAACGAAACAACUGA
This is a messenger RNA of Peronospora farinosa, 951 nucleotides long. Lineage: Eukaryota; Oomycota; Peronosporomycetes; Peronosporales; Peronosporaceae. The record is from the annotation of a GenBank genome assembly.